Molecule: messenger RNA, 2053 nt
Organism: Condylura cristata (star-nosed mole)
Lineage: Eukaryota; Metazoa; Chordata; Mammalia; Eulipotyphla; Talpidae
Gene: TSPAN12
Product: tetraspanin 12
Exons: 8
Coding region: 205-1122 (305 amino acids)
Cellular component (GO): membrane
Source: RefSeq, a predicted model, not a curated record
GCAGGAAGCGUCCCCAGCGUGAGCCAAUGCAGCCCUGCGACUCCCCGGGAGGAGCGCCCCUGACCCGAUGAGCCCCCGCGGUGCGUCUCCAGCUGUCCCCGAGCGGCAGUGGGGCCGGGAGCCUGGCGCCGACGAUCGCGGCCACUUUGCUGUUAGGGGUAGGAUGUGGUGAAAGGAUGGGGCUUCUCCCUCCCCAAGCUCACAAUGGCCAGAGAAGAUUCCGUGAAGUGCCUUCGCUGCCUGCUGUACGCGCUGAAUCUGCUCUUUUGGCUAAUGUCAAUCAGUGUGCUGGCAAUUUCAGCUUGGAUGAGGGACUACUUAAAUAAUGUUCUGACUUUAACUGCGGAAACAAGGGUAGAGGAGGCUGUCAUCCUGACUUACUUUCCUGUGGUUCAUCCGGUCAUGAUUGCUGUUUGCUGCUUCCUCAUCAUUGUGGGCAUGCUAGGAUAUUGUGGAACAGUGAAAAGAAAUCUAUUGCUUCUUGCAUGGUACUUUGGAAGUUUACUUGUCAUUUUCUGUGUAGAACUGGCUUGUGGAGUUUGGACAUAUGAGCAGGAAAUUGUGGUUCCAGUGCAGUGGUCAGACAUGGUCACUUUGAAAGCUAGAAUGACCAAUUAUGGUUUACCUAGAUACCGGUGGCUUACUCACGCUUGGAAUUUUUUUCAGAGAGAGUUUAAGUGCUGUGGAGUGGUAUAUUUCACCGACUGGUUGGAAAUGACAGAGAUGGACUGGCCCCCGGAUUCCUGCUGUGUUAGGGAAUUUCCAGGAUGUUCCAAACAGGCCCACCAGGAAGAUCUCAGUGACCUUUACCAAGAGGGAUGUGGAAAGAAGAUGUAUUCCUUUUUGAGAGGAACCAAACAACUGCAGGUGCUAAGGUUUCUGGGGAUUUCCAUUGGCGUGACACAGAUCCUCGCAAUGAUUCUCACCAUCACUCUGCUGUGGGCUCUCUAUUAUGAUCGACGGGAGCCAGGGACGGAACAAAUGAUGUCCCUGAAGAAUGACACCACUCAACACCUGUCAUGUCACUCAGUAGAACUGCUGAAACCAAGCCUGUCGAGGAUCUUUGAACAUACACCUGUGGCCAACAGCUUUAACACACACUUUGAGAUGGAAGAAUUAUAGAGGAUAUCCAAAAAAUGAAACUACACUUUUAUUUUAUUGAACUUGUGAAUUUUUGAGUCCACAUUUAUCUGUUUCAACAAUGUCUAGAUGCCAUAAAGGAUACCUAGGCAUCUACUUUCCUACCUUUUAAAAUGAAGAGGGAGAAGUUUCAUAUGAUAACACAUCACUUGAACAAUAGUUACUGGCUUUUAUAAUGCUGAAGACAGAUCUAAUACCCACUUUAUAGCAUGUGUAAGAUUUUUACGGAGCACAAUUAUGCUUUGACAUUUAUGCUUUGACAUAGUUUGACCAACACUUCUCCAUCAUGUGUGAGGCAUGCUAUAGUGGAAUUGGAGCUACAGUAAAGUUUGAUUUAUUUCCAUAAGCUUCUUAGUAUAUAAAAUACUAACUGCUAACAUAGGGAGUUAGGCAGUACUAAUGACUUUUAUUACUUGGUGAUAUCUUCUUCUGAUGUGGUGGAUAUAAUACACAUAAGAAAACUCUGAAGAUAGGCUACCUAAGUGUGGUUAUUGUUGGUGACUAAACUAUUCUUACUACUUCCAAGAACAAACUAAUACAUUGUCUUAAACUGAUCAGGGAUUUAUGUGUAUAAAGAGUCUGUGUUAAGUCUGUAUAAUUCAGUAGAUUUCAGUUCUUAUAAUGUUAAGAAUAAUAGUUAUGAAAAAGAUAAAUUUGUCCUAUAUAGCACCAUUAUUUUUAACCUUUCCUGCUAAUAGAGCUUUAAAAUUCUGACUUGGGUUUGUAUUACAUACAUAAUUGUUAAUUUAAAUACUUAACCACUAAUUUGGAAAACUACCAGUGUGAUACAAAGGAGUCAUUAUAAUUCAAAUUGCCUUGUAGUCUCCAGAAAGUAUUAACAAUUGAGUUUACAUGUAAGUUAGUUCUUUUUUUUUUUUUUGCUUUAUUUCACUGAUUAAGAUGUUGUGGUGAA